AUGAGCACUGGUCCUCCUUCCAUGGCCAGAGCCGCACCCCUUCUCCAUGGUACCGUGGCCAUAAGCACAGCUCCACCUCCCGUCAUAAGGGCUAAAACCGAGCAACAGCAACAAAGGUCCAGCAACCAUCUGCUCGACCCCACGGUCGGAUCCGACGCAUAUCACCAAGGUGGUACCUCCAAUCACGGCCAUCUUGGCGCCACCACCAAUUUUGGCUUCUUUUUGGAACAACUACAACCAUUCCAUCAUUUGCCACCACGUUCAAUGUUUGCUCUCGUGUUCAUCUCAAAUGACACCCUACCCCGUGUGCAGUUGGGCUCCACACGAUUCUCUCCUCCAUAUUCAAGCAAUCAAGCAAACCCCAGCAUUAAAGUAGACCAGCUAGCUCAAAGAAUAGAUGACCAAAAUAUUUCUCCUCAACAUUUUAUACUCGUCAUUUGCCAAAUAGAGAGCACCAUGAUAGAGAUUGGCUAA
Messenger RNA from Prunus armeniaca (apricot), 474 nucleotides. Lineage: Eukaryota; Viridiplantae; Streptophyta; Magnoliopsida; Rosales; Rosaceae. The record is from the annotation of a GenBank genome assembly.